This is a messenger RNA of Gymnogyps californianus (California condor), 2870 nucleotides long. It is a transcript of the gene ACVRL1, whose product is annotated as activin A receptor like type 1. The coding region runs from base 250 to 1728 and encodes 492 amino acids. Gene Ontology annotation, biological process: cellular response to growth factor stimulus; BMP signaling pathway; transforming growth factor beta receptor signaling pathway. The record is from RefSeq and is a predicted model, not a curated record. Lineage: Eukaryota; Metazoa; Chordata; Aves; Accipitriformes; Cathartidae. Gene Ontology annotation, molecular function: transforming growth factor beta receptor activity, type I; SMAD binding; ATP binding. The transcript has 10 exons. Gene Ontology annotation, cellular component: plasma membrane; BMP receptor complex.
UGGGGACGGAGACGUUCCCCCCGCCGGGACGGGCAACGCUGUGGCCGUAAGAGCCCCCACGGUGCCGGGACGGGCGGCAGGAGGGGAGCAGACCCAUGAAGCUCCUCCAAGCCGGGGCACACGGCACGGAGCAGAGCUGCCCCGGCUGAGCCACGCGUGCCACCUCCAAGCUCGGGACCGCGGCCGGGAGAACCUUGCCGGGGCCGGGCAGUGCCGUGGGUGCCUGCGGGACACGGAUGCUGUAGGAAGAUGCCGUGCGGAGCCUGCGGCCGGGCGGUGCUGGCACUGAUGACCCUCUCCCUUGGCUUCGCAGCCGACGAGCUGCUGUGCGCCUGCGACGUGCCGCACUGCAGCCUGCCCACCUGCACGGGCAAGGUGUGCUUUGUCAGCAAGAGGAAGGAGGAGGGGAUCAUCACCCAGCACAGGGGCUGCUUCUCCCAGAACAUCCUGGAGAACUGCCACACGCCCGUGACGGAGCAGUACGGCAUGAGGUGCUGCGACUCCAGCAUGUGCAACGCCGAGCUGGAGAUCUUCCUGCAAGGAGAAGAGGCCCUGGGAAAGGCACCUUCCCUGCCCAACCUCCUCCUGAUGAUCCUCGUCCCGCUGCUCGCCCUCCUCGUCCUCGCGGCGCUCACGGCACUCUUCUGCUGGAAGGUGGCCCAGCACCGCCACAAGACAAGCGACUUGGGAGACACGGACCUCAUGCUGAAGGCAUCCAUGGUGGGAGACAGCACUUUAGAGGACUUGCUGAACGACGACUGCACCACAGGCAGCGGCUCGGGGCUGCCCUUCCUCGUCCAGCGAACAGUGGCUCGGCAGAUCACCCUUGUGGAGUGCGUGGGCAAAGGACGCUACGGCGAGGUGUGGCGAGGCAUGUGGCACGGGGAGAGCGUGGCCGUGAAGAUCUUCUCCUCCCGGGAUGAGCAGUCGUGGUUCCGUGAGACGGAGAUCUACAACACCGUCCUCCUCCGGCACGACAACAUCCUGGGCUUCAUCGCCUCCGACAUGACAUCAAGGAACUCCAGCACCCAGCUCUGGCUCAUCACCCACUACCACGAGAACGGCUCGCUCUACGACUACCUGCAGAGGACGGCCCUGGACGUGGAGACGUGCCUGGGACUGGCCUCCUCCAUCAUCUGCGGCCUCGUCCACCUCCACGUGGAGAUCUUCGGCACCCAGGGCAAGCCCGCCAUUGCCCACCGCGACCUGAAGAGCAGGAACAUCUUGGUGAAAAGCAACCGGCAGUGCUGCAUUGCAGACCUGGGGCUGGCCGUCAUGCACUCCCAGGGCAGCGACUACCUGGACAUCGGCAACAACCCCCGGGUGGGCACCAAGCGCUACAUGGCCCCGGAGGUGCUCAGCGAGCAGAUCCGCACCGACUGCUUCGAGUCCUACAAGAAGACUGACAUCUGGGCGUACGGGCUGGUGCUCUGGGAGAUCACCCGGCGGACGGUGGUGAAUGGCAUCGUGGAGGAGUACCGGCCGCCCUUCUUCGACGCCGUCCCCAGUGACCCCAGCUUCGAGGACAUGAAGAAGGUGGUGUGUGUCGACCAGCAGACCCCCGUAGUCCCCAACCGCCUCUUCUCCAACUCGGUUUUGUCGGCGCUGGCGAAGAUCAUGAAGGAGUGCUGGUACCAGAGCCCCUCGGCCCGCCUCACUGCCCUGCGGAUUAAAAAGACACUGAAGAAGCUGAACAAUUCCCUGGAAAAGCCCAAGCCGGAGCAGUGAGCACCGGGCACGCACCGGAGCCGCUCACGGGCUGCACCAGGGGCAGCGGCGAAGCCAACGCCGGGACGGCUCCCGGUCACAGAGGGGGUUUUGCUCGCAGCCCCCGCCUUUCCCACCCCUCCUUGGAGCCUUUUUAAUUUGCAAGGAGGGAAAAAAUAGGAAGGAGGAAAAAAAAAAAGCAAGGGAGGAAUCUUCCAGCCCGGUUACAAAAAUACCCCCCGGACCCGUCAUCUGACGCCGGCCCGUCUCGCCUGCCCGGCGGGGAUGGCAGCGGGCGCCUGGGGCUGGCAGUCCACCCCGAGCCCCCCGGCCAGACGCCACGGCCGAGGGGCGAGCAGGCGCCGGAGCCAGCACCGUCCCCUGCCGCAGCCCCCGAGCCCGGCCAGGCACCCACCCCAUCGUUGGCACCCAGUGCGGCACGCAGGCAGCGGGUGCUGCCCAAACCUGCCUGCCCGGCACGUUGGCAGGAAGGAUGCCGCAGGCUCAGCGGUGGCAGCAGGAAUUCCCCGGCAGGGCUGCAGUGCCCGGCGCGCCUCUCGCCGAAGGAAGUCUGGAUUUCGCUGGGAAAGGAUGGUCCAGGGGCAGCAUCCCCCUGGCCGGACCAGAUCCGCACCCCGGCAUGUCUCGGGGCUCCCCAGGAUGAGGAGCUGCCGGCACCAACCAGGGCCCAAGCAUCCCCCGUGCUGCAGGGACCCACCGAGACAGGGUUCCCGCAGCCGUGGUGGCCUGAUCCUUCCCUGACGAGCAGCCGUCAGUUCCCCUUUCCAAGCCCUUUUGGUCUUUGCCAACAUUUUGGUGUUUUCCUGGGCAUUUCGGUGCACCCUGCGGCCGGCUCCAGCCCGCACCGCUCGCUGCCAUCCCCAAAACCACCCCGCGUUCGGGGCUGUUCAGACAGGACCAGGAUGUUCAGCAGAACCAGCUUUGCUCCAUAAUUAUUUAAUUAUUAAGAUUUAAUAUAUUUAAUAAAGUGUAAAGCUAUUUUAUCGCUUAACAGCUGCCAAACCUCCCCCACUGGGCACCGGGCAAUGCGGCAGGAUGGGACCCCGCGGCCCGGCGCUUCUGCAUGGCUUAAUUUAUUGCUUCAACACCGUGUAGCUGCCGCGUAUCGCUCCGGCACCGCCGGAUCCCGCAAUAAACCUCGC